AUGAGAACGAAGCUGAAUUGGUGCUUCUUCUUCCUUGCGACACUUAUCUUACUUCAAAGUAGGACAGAGUGCGCCACGGUGCUGUCGUCAAGUCAGCUACAGACUUGUAUUCAGGACGGCUCGGCUGAAGCCUUACUGCUGCAGUGCUCCAAGAAGCUGAUUCUCACACUUGCAGUGGAGAACGGGGCGUCUCUUGCAACACAGUCUCUACAAUUCAGUGUCCCAUGCAUCAACAGUGGGAGCAGCGGGUGUCCUUGCACGUGUAACUACGCAACGGACCCUGGCUGCACAUGCCGGGACCUGAGAGACACCCUGAAUGUGACCAUCACAAAGGGCGCAGUCUAUGCGUCCUACCCCCUGAUAUACCAGCAGGCUUUCAACAACCGGCCGACAGAGGCAAUCAUCAGGACGGGGGCGAACUUCCCCAUAUCCUCCUGCAAUGACGGCCCUCUCAGCGACACCCCCACCUGCGGCUGGGCAACAGACGCCAACGGAGCGCGCAUCCCGGCCAGCCAGGGCUUCUGCUGCUCCUGCACCUCCUCGGCCCUCGCGGCCGCCACCCUCGGCAGCGGCACUGACCAAUAUACGCGUGCCAGCCUGGACUGCGAUCUGUUCCACACAUGGCUGCGCACCCCUGGCUCCGCGCAUUGCCUGCGCAUGGACGAUCUCUACUACCAGGGGUACCAGGUGGACCCUGCAAGGCUGGACUUUAACAUUCAGAUCUCCAUCCAGUCCGCCAACACCAGCGUGACACAGACGCUCAGCCUCAAUCCGACCCAGCCGUUUGUGGUGAAUGACGCCAACACAGUGGCCGCCAAGCUGCUGGGAGACCUGGCCACUUACCAGUCCAUGCCAGACUUCAGCAGCUACUACCUCAUGAUCCCCUCCCCUGCAGACUCCUCGCCGCAGCAGGUGCUGAGCAGCAACACAGACAAGUGGAUGAUGGUGGACAAGAGCAUGGUGUCGACAGACGGCACCACCUGCAACAAAGUUGGGACCAGCUACUUUGCGUUCCAGUACCAAUCGGGAAGCUGCCAGCAGCCACAGGGCACCUGCUUGGGCAACCAGCUGUAUGACCUGUACCAGGCCGAUGUCAAGCGCAUCUCUCAGGGCACCACUCCCGUCAACUUUGUCAGCCGCUGGGGCGGGGGCCAGCCGGGCGCCAAUCAGGCGUCCUAUAGCAGCAGCGGCAGCCUGAGAUUCGCCCUGCCGAUCACGAACAUUCUCAACAGCGUUGUGACGCUCACAGUGAACGCGGACGCGGUCAUGCUGAUCGACAACGUGAGCCCCGGCAAGAUCCUGAGCGCGCAGGUGUGCCAGUUCAACAACGCCACCUGCGGCAGCUUCCAGGCGCUGACUCAGCGGGGUUACCUCACCGCCACCGUGCAGAACGCCGGCAGCAUUGCCGCGACCUUCAUCGUCUCGGUUGUGAAUUGCACAGCAUCCGUGACGCCCAUUGUGGCGCAGUCGGCAACUCUUGCAAGCAAGGCCACAAAGGCGCUGACCUUUGACAUCUUCCUCACCAGCAACAAAGCGGAUGCUGCAAUCACCUGUGAUGUCGGCCUGACAGACUCGCAGGUGAAUGGGGCAGGAGCCCCACAGACUGGGCCGUCCGAUUGUGCGGCGCUGUGUCCGAAUGUGAAAGAUGUGAUGUGCAAAGUGCGCCACCGGUGCUGGAAGAGCCUGGUGUCUCUCUCUGCUGGCCUCAUCGGCCUCCUGGCAGGAGGAAGUUCAAGCAGUCCGGGCCUUUUGAGGUCAAGAGAGUCAAUGUACACAGACAUGGAGAUGUCAAGGACUGUCUUGGCUGGGUAUGCACCCAUGGGAGCCAUCAGUGUGGAGGAGCUCAUGGCAGGCUACGAGUCCAGGCAGGUGGCUUAUCUGGACCUGCGCAAGAUGCGCGUGAAGGGGACCUCCAACCUCAUCAACAUUGGCCCAAACUCUUGCCUGGCUGGGGACAUCUCCCUCAUGCCUGAACAGCCUGGCACAUCACAGCAGGUCAUGUUCAAGGUGAAGGAAACGCUGAGAUGGCAGCUGAUGCACUAUGAUGUCAGCGCGGGCGCUUAUUUGCAGCUUGAUGACCCGCGCCCUCUCGAACUGUCCUACCUUACCAUGCUCCUACCAGCAGAUGCGCUUCACUUUGAGCCUCAGGGCCGUUGCUUGAAUGAUGCCAAUGCCAGGAGAGGGCGCAAACCUGUCAGGGCGUCCGUACUGGCCUCCGCACCACCACUGCCAGAUGUGCAGAGCUUGCAAGACCUGUGGAAUGGCUUUAAUGCCACAAAAGUGGUGUAUCUUGACCUGAACAAGAUGGAGCUGCAGCCAGAGACCGGGCUGACGAACGUGGGGCCACGUGGGUGCCUGGCCGGGGACAUGCACAUGGUGCCUGGCCAGAUGGGCGCCUCCUCUCAGGCAAUCUUCAGGAUCAAGCAUCAGCUGAGGAGCCAGCUGCUGCAGUAUGAGUCUGCCAGCGCAAGCUACCUCCCGAUGGAAACUCCGCGUGCUCUGGAGGCCAAGCUGCUGACGCUGUUCCUUCCAGGGACAGUCGCGCUCGAGCUGCUGAGCUUGCAGCCGCAGGGUUGCUGCCUUAACGAUGCCAAUGUCAAUGACCCAGAGCUCGGCAGACCCCCUCCACAGACCCUGCAGGAGCUUUGGGACGCCUAUGAGAAGCAGCAGGUUGCAUUCUUGGAUCUGGAGCGCAUGCAGCUGCUGCCACAGAGUGGCCUGGAGAACGUUGGCCCUGCUGCCUGCCUGUCAGGGCGGCUGCAGCUGCUGCGCGGCCAAUUUGGAACCAUGUCACAAGUGCUUUUCAUGAUGAGGCGGGUGUUGGACAAGCAGCUGGUCUCCUACAACUCCCGAUCAAGAGGAUAUGAUUUGCUGCCUGAACCUCAUCAGCUGGACAAUCAGCAUGUCGGAAUGCUCCUGCCCGCAGUCAUUGCACUUCAGGUGCUCAGCACGAAGCCCAAGGGUGUCUGUUUGAAUGACACCCGUGUGACGAGACCAAAUUUGCAUGCAACGACACCACCUGCAUCUGAAGGGCUGAUCAAUGGUGGUUCUCAGCCAGAGCCUAUAUCACCUCAGGUGAUCUUCACGGUUCCUGCAGCUCGUGCACUUCAACUGUCUCAGUUCAACGAGGAGAGUGAUAGAUACGAAUCGUUGGCCGAGCCUCUACAGCUGGAUGCCAGCAAGCUGACAGUCAUGCUGCCGAUGCACAAAGCCACGAAUAUCAUCACGCUGGAUUUGCGCGGCCAUUGCCUCAACUGA
Molecule: messenger RNA, 3258 nt
Organism: Coccomyxa subellipsoidea C-169
Lineage: Eukaryota; Viridiplantae; Chlorophyta; Trebouxiophyceae; Coccomyxaceae
Exons: 21
Coding region: 1-3258 (1085 amino acids)
Source: RefSeq, a predicted model, not a curated record